Molecule: messenger RNA, 1497 nt
Organism: Symbiodinium natans
Lineage: Eukaryota; Dinophyceae; Suessiales; Symbiodiniaceae
Source: the annotation of a GenBank genome assembly
AUGUGGGAGGUCGUCUACCCGGGCCGCAGCCUCCAAGUCUCCAAUGAUUUUGCCGUGCUCCGUUUGCGCGAGGCUCCGGAAGUGGAGGUUGCAGCGGCCACGGGGGAGGAGCUGAGGCUGAGGGUCUCCGAAGACUUCAGGGCCCUCAGCGUGGAGGCCAAGGCGAGGGACGCAAAGGAGGCCCAGGGCGCCGCACGCGAGGCCGCGCGCCGGAAGGCCAACGAGGAGCGCCGCGAGGCCGCGGCCAGGGCCGAGGCCCGAGCCCUGAGAAACGCAAAGGGAAAAAGGCUAGCAUGCCAGGUGCUUCUCGUUCUCGCCAUCUUCUUGGGCAGCGUCAUCGGAAUCGCCUGCGUGAAACCGGCCAGCGGCCUCGCCGCCGGGCUCCUGGCCGGCGGCGCCCUCUGCUGCUGCUGCGGCGUCAGCCUCUUUGGAGUCGUCAGAGGCAGCGCCGACGAGAGUUAUGAGAUGAGAUUCGGCGCUUGGGCUGGGUGCGUCGGGCGCCUCACGCUCCUGGCCGUGGGUAUGGGCUUCGUGGCCUUGGUGGGGAUGACGGUCCAGCACUCUCAGCUCGGCUACUGGUGGAGCUCGCUCAUCGUCUGGCCGAUCUCCUGCUGCUGGGGCGGGUUCACGCUCUUGACUCGGUGCUUUGGUGCGGGGUUUUUACUGGACGACGACCAGCUCACAACCCUUGACGAGGAACGGGCGGAAGCUGAGAAGGAGGUGCUGAACCGCAGCAUCGUCUUCAAAGGCGAAGUCUCCAGGGAGCCCGGCCGGGAGUGCGUCGCCUCAUGGCCGGGGAAGUAUGAGUCAGCGUGGGACUCCUUGGUGGCCAGCGCCCGCGAGGGCGAAGUGAGUGCCGCCGUCGUCUUCCUGCCGGACGGCACGUCGGACUUUGGCCGCCACGACCAGAUCCCACCGCAAGAAUGCUUGAAGGGAGAAUGCUGGUGUGUACCUCUCUAUGGUGAAGAGAAGGACUGGGGGUGCCGCUGGUGGACACACUGGAUUGAGAACGUGGAGGCGGCUGUGAAGAACAAUGCUGAGCUGCAGGUGUUUUUCUUCGAAGGUCUCACAGGGCGUGGCAAAGUCCCCAGCUUUGACGCAGCCGGCGCUGAGCAUCUCCGAAGGGAGGAAGUCAACAGCCAGCGCAAAGACUUCAUGAAGUCUCGGGAGUUCAAAAAGGCCGUGGACCGUGGCCUCAAUGAGCUUUCCAAGGAGCCUCGUUGGGACAGCUCGUCCCCCUACUCACGCGAAGUGCAUCGGCUUUUCCUGGCAUGGCUCCCCAAGGAAAAACGUGAAUUCCUGCAAGCAUCGGAGGGUCUCGGCAACUCCCAGAAAGCGGAAGUAGCGUGGCUGGAACGGAAAGGAUACCGCUACACUGAAGUUGAUGUUUCAACUUGGUUGCAUGCAGAUGAUGUGUCGAUUGCCGUCGCAAGGUCGGCGGAGCCAACGCACCCAGAAGCCUGUCUACUGGCAGCAAGCAGAAAGAUAAGCCUUUAA